AUGUUCAUAUUUAAAUGGGAAAACCCAUAGGCAUGAGAUGAAGGUGCAUGAAGGAUCCAACCAACGAAGGAAGCAAUUUACUUUCACACAUAAAUGAAUACAGUUGGACUGUGUCGUAUUAAGCUUAAAUUAAUCCUCUUUUUGACCUUACAAUUUUAACACUUUUUUUCUUCUUCUACUUUUACUCUUUCUCUCUCUAUAUAUCUCUCUCUCUAAACAGUGUUUUCUCAAUUUCUCCGGCGGCGUUUUCUCUCUCUUGUCGGAGCCUUUGACUUCGCCGAUCACCGUCCCUAGGCAGCCAUGGGGCAUUGCUGCAGCAAAAACAUUGCCGUCAACAACGAAACGGUCGCCGCCGAUCAAGGCUUCAAGCCGCCGCUUCACGCGGCGACAUCGUCGCCGGCGCAGCCUUCCGGCAACUCUGUCUCUGGCGCAAGCGAUGCGACUCCGGGGAGAUACACUCCGGCCAACUCGUUCUCGACCAGCCCCUUCCCGAGCCCUCUCCCGCCAGGCGUGGCGCCCUCGCCGGCGAAGACUCCCGGCAGAAAGUUCCGGUGGCCGCUUCCGCCUCCGUCGCCGGCGAAGCCGAUCAUGGCGGCGCUGCUCCGGCGGCAGGGGAAGACGAAGCCAAAGGACGGGCCCAUACCGGAGGAGCAAGGAGAAGUCGGUGACGGAGAGAGGUCGCUUGAUAAGAGUUUUGGUUAUGGGAAGAAUUUUGGGGCAAAGUUUGAGUUAGGGAAGGAAGUGGGUCGUGGGCAUUUUGGUCACACUUGUUGGGCCAAAGGGAAGAAGGGUGAACUCAAAGGACAAUCAGUGGCUGUGAAAAUCAUAUCCAAAGCUAAGAUGACUUCAGCAAUAGCAAUUGAAGAUGUACGGAGGGAGGUGAAAAUGUUGAAGGCCUUAUCUGGACAUACAAAUUUGGUCAAAUUUUAUGAUGCAUUUGAGGAUGUCAACAAUGUCUACAUAGUUAUGGAGUUGUGUGAGGGUGGAGAAUUACUUGACAGAAUUCUAGAUAGAGGUGGGAGAUACACAGAGGAUGAUGCUAAAGCUAUUCUUGUACAAAUUCUAGACGUAGUUGCUUUUUGUCAUCUUCAAGGUGUUGUUCACCGUGAUUUAAAACCAGAGAAUUUUCUUUUUGUCUCAAAAGAUGAGAAUGCCGCGAUGAAAGUUAUUGAUUUUGGGCUAUCUGAUUUUGUUAGGCCAGAUCAACGCCUCAAUGAUAUUGUUGGCAGUGCUUACUACGUUGCACCUGAAGUGCUUCAUAGAUCAUACAGUGUUGAAGCAGACUUAUGGAGUAUUGGAGUUAUAUCAUACAUAUUGUUAUGCGGUAGUAGACCAUUUUGGGCACGCACUGAAUCAGGAAUCUUCCGGUCUGUGUUAAGAGCGAAUCCUAACUUUGAUGAUUCACCUUGGCCAUCAAUAUCACCAGAAGCUAAAGACUUUGUAAAGAGACUUCUGAACAAGGACCACAGGAAAAGGAUGACUGCUGCUCAAGCUUUAACUCACCCAUGGUUGAGAAAUGAAAGAAAUGCUAUUCCUUUAGAUAUUUUGAUUUACAAGUUAGUAAAGUCAUAUGUGCGUGCCUCACCUCUGAGACGUGCAGCAUUGAAGGCUCUCUCAAAAGCAUUGCCCGAAGACGAGCUUAUCUACCUUAGAGCACAGUUUAGCCUCUUGGAACCUAAAGAUGGCUGCAUUUCACUUGAGAAUUUUAGAGUUGCACUGGUGAAAAAUGCAACUGACGCAAUGAAGGAAUCAAGGGUUUCUGACAUUUUAAAUUUGAUGGACCCACUCUCUUAUAAAAAGAUGGACUUCGAAGAGUUUUGCGCAGCUGCAAUCAGUGUAUACCAGCUGGAAGUUCAUCAAGAAUGGGAUGGAAUUGCUACGACAGCUUUCAAGUAUUUUGAAGAUGCAGGAAACCGAGUCAUUUCAGUUGAGGAGUUAGCUCAGGAGAUGAAUUUGGGUCCAUCAGCUUACUCUCUAAUGGGUGACUGGAUCAAGAAAUCUGAUGGAAAACUCAGCUUGGUCGGCUUUACAAAGUUUUUGCAUGGUGUCACGAUGCGUAGUUCAAAUACAAGACACCGACAGCUAGUAUAACGAAUAACAAAAAAGGAGACAUUACUAUUAUUAUCAUUAUCAUAAUAUUUGUUGAAAUUAGUUUGUGUCUUUUUUAUUUUAUUUUCUCUUUUUAAGUUUGAAUGAAAAGAAAAUGGUACAGAGGGUCUAAGCAAUUUUUUUAAGGGGCUUGGGGGAUUGGGUCGUGGAGAAACAGCUAACACAUUGUUUUGUUCCUCUUGUGAUUUGCGGUGCAAAGUAAAAAUCACCUAUUUUACUUGUGAGCUCAAAUGCCACAUUGUCAAUUGCUUUCUUGUAAGAUUUCGUGUGAAUAUUAAAG
Molecule: messenger RNA, 2389 nt
Organism: Abrus precatorius (Indian licorice)
Lineage: Eukaryota; Viridiplantae; Streptophyta; Magnoliopsida; Fabales; Fabaceae
Product: CDPK-related kinase 4-like
Exons: 11
Coding region: 301-2091 (596 amino acids)
Biological process (GO): intracellular signal transduction; protein autophosphorylation; peptidyl-serine phosphorylation
Cellular component (GO): cytoplasm; nucleus
Molecular function (GO): calcium/calmodulin-dependent protein kinase activity; calcium-dependent protein serine/threonine kinase activity; calmodulin binding
Source: RefSeq, a predicted model, not a curated record